Molecule: messenger RNA, 1561 nt
Organism: Cannabis sativa
Lineage: Eukaryota; Viridiplantae; Streptophyta; Magnoliopsida; Rosales; Cannabaceae
Product: replication protein A 70 kDa DNA-binding subunit B-like
Exons: 7
Coding region: 650-1423 (257 amino acids)
Source: RefSeq, a predicted model, not a curated record
AUUAAUUGAUAAUCAGCAUUAUUAAAAUUAAUAAGAUAUUGAUUACAUUUUAUGACUCUUUUUAUUGAUUACGUAGUCAUUACUAUAUUUUUUAUUUUGUCUAUCUAUUGUUUUAUUUGAAAACAGGUGAAUAAAUGGCUACAAUAUACACAACAAUUAAGGACAUCACUCCAACUACAGAAAGUUGGAAGAUUGAAAUGAGAGUGUUAGAAAAAUCUGGAAAGCAGACAAGCAAGAGUUCACCACUCAAAUAUCAAAAGCUUAUGUUAGCAGAUAAAAAGGGUAAUGAUGUUGAAGCAGUAAUAUUUGACACUGAAAUUGAUGCUAGAGAAAACACUUUGGAAGUGUUCCACACUUACUACAUCAGCAACGCCUAUGUAAAAAAAAACAGCCCCACCUUUCGAUAAAAAGCAAGACUACAAAUAUUCUUGGACAGUGAACUCAAGAACAGAAAUCGAAGAAAUCCAAACAGAAGACAACCAGGUAUCAGCACCAAACUAUGAUUUCAUUCUGUUUAGCAACCUGCAUACACCUAAAGAAUUCAGCAAACCAAUAGGUAUUUACAAUUUAAUUUUCAUAAAUAUAUAUUCCUCAUUGACUAACUAUUUAAUAUUUCAAUUUAUUAGAUAUUUUGGCUAUUGCUCUCAAAAUGAACCCACCAAAAGAAGUCAACACUCCCUAUGAACUACAUACAAUUCAAGAGAUAUAUUUAAUUGAUGAAAGUUGUAGCUUCAAACCAGUAUGUUUGACGAUGUGGGGGCAUAAAGUCCACGAUGAAUGCUUACAAAUAGCAGAAGUAAUCGAAGACAGACCCAUAAUAUUGGGAUCAAAACUAAUUGUUCAAACCAAGAGAGGGUUGUCUCUAUCGUCACGCGACACGAGUACCUUCAAAAUCAAUCCUCAACUCCCAGAGGCAGAAGCACUGAAGGAAUGGGCGGAGAGUAACGAAACAGAAAUUAAAAACGCAAUAGCAAACUGCUUGACAUAUGAAUCUUCUCCAAAAUCUUUUGUUGGAUUACACGAAAUAGUGACUAACAUCCAAAUUUCAGAGUUGACGAAAAAUCUGCAACUGAAUGAGAAAAAAUAUUUUUGGAUUGAGGCGGCAAUAAAAAUAACUGAUACUCUCCAGAAUUUUUAUUACAUGUCAUGUGACGCAUGUCAUAAAAAAAUAGAUUUAUACAAUUGCAAUGAAAAAAUCAUAUGUGACAAGCCAACAUGCGGCCAAGAAGGAUUUCCUACACCACGUGCUAUAGCAUAUGUUGAACUUGAUGACAAUACAAAGAGCCUAUCUACUGUCAUGUUCGCAGAUAUUGUGGAAAAAAUAUUUUCGUAUAAUGCUGCUCAACUAAUGAAAUAUACUAAUAUAUUGCAAACACUAAGCUUUCUUAAACACUAUAAUAUUUUUAGUUUAUUUUUGGAUUAACUUAAGAACAUAUUUAAAUCAUUAAGCUUUCUUAAACACUAAUAUAUUGCAUUCAGUAUUUAAUAAUAAUCUCACUUUCAAAUAACAUAGAAAAAACCUAGCAUAAAAUUUAGUAUACGUGCCUCGCACGUAGUUUUU